Messenger RNA from Mya arenaria, 4445 nucleotides. Its product is annotated as SCY1-like protein 2. The transcript has 22 exons. NCBI's taxonomy places the organism in Eukaryota, Metazoa, Mollusca, Bivalvia, Myida, Myidae. Gene Ontology annotation, molecular function: ATP binding; protein kinase activity. The record is from RefSeq and is a predicted model, not a curated record. Gene Ontology annotation, biological process: protein phosphorylation. Bases 173 to 2965 code for a protein of 930 amino acids.
CAAAUACUAGCAUUCCCUGUCACACACUUUAUGGCCAUUUCUUACAUGGCUUAAUGGAGUCGCAAGCCUUUUUCGUGGUGAAAUCAAUUGGAUUACUGGUUACCAAGGAAUGACAACGCACAUGAGUGAGGUGAAAUGGAGUUUUGAGUGACCUUGACCCCAGUUGACCCUUAUGUCACACAUUCUCGUUCUCGACGCACAUUUCUGUGAUAGUGACCGUGUUCAAAUACAGCAGGCCGUAAAACAAAGAACAUGUAGCUUUCUGUGUUGUUCGAAAGGUUCGCGUACAAUGGACAUGUUCUCAAUGAUCAAGCACUCCAUUAUCGCAGAUGAGGUGAACCCAAUCACCAAAUACUUCGACAUUCGGCAGCAUGUGGCCAGCUGUGGACCGGAGAUGGUCUGGAAGAUUUUUGAUGCUGUCAGGCUGGACGACAAUAAGGAGGUUUCUGUGUUCUUCUUUGAGAGAAAGAUAGCAGAUAAAAUACAUAAGCCUCGGCGUCGUGAGAUUGUGUCGGAGAUUAUGAGACGCGAGGUCCAGCACUUAUUGGAGCUGAAACAUCCCAGAAUACUCAACAUUAUCCAUCCUUUGGAAGAAUGCCACAACAGCCUUGCAUUUGCAACAGAGCCAGUGGUUGCCAGCUUAGCCAAUUACCUUGGCAACUAUGAGCGGAUGCCCAUCCCAGUACCAGCACAUAUACGGGAUCGCGAGUUUCUAGAACUGGAGAUCAAAUAUGGUAUUUUACAGAUCACUGAGGCCCUGGCGUACCUGCACCUUUCUGAGGGUCUUGUGCACCGAAACGUGUGUCCCCAGACCGUCCUCAUCACCAAAACUGGCAAUUGGAAACUUGCUGGCCUUGGCUUUGCUGAGAAGGUUUCUGAUGGAAAGGAUAAAUUUCCAUGUCAACCAUGGAGCACAAAGAACUCCAAACUUGCUCAACCAAACCUGAACUUCAUUGCUCCAGAGGUUCAGAUAGAGAAGAAUUUCAGCACAAUCAGUGAUAUCUUCUCUCUUGGCAUGACUGUGUGCUGUAUCUACAACAAAGGCCAGCCUCUCAUCAAUGCCGAACACAACCCACAGCUGUACUUGAAACACGUAGACCAGUUGACCCAACAAUUUGGAGAUGUAGCGCACCGGAUGCCCCUCCCACUGGUGGAGCCCGUGGAGAAAAUGAUCAACAAGGACACCCGCUACCGCCCCACCGCACAACUCUUCUCACUGUUGAAAUACUUCCAUGACCCUGUGGUUUCAUGUCUUCAGCGCCUAGAUAACCUAGACCUUUUAGAUACACAGCAGCAGCGAGCUGAGGUGUACACUAAUCUCAUACAGGUCAUCCCAGACAUACACAAGAAAGUGCUGUAUGGGAAUGUAUUACCCAACCUGGUGGAAUGGUGCCUGGCUAUAGACACCAUGUUCCUGGCCCUGCCUGCCAUGUUGGCCCUCAUUGACCAUGUUUCCCCUCACGAUUACAAGACUGUGAUACUUCCAGAAUUCCGAACUAUACUCAACUCUCCAAGACCAAUGCAGGCGACGGUGUACAUUCUGGACAAGCUUGAUGUGAUUCUGGCCAAGUCCUCCCUAGAGGAGAUCAAAACAGAGAUUAUCCCCCUUGUUUUCAACACCCUCGACUCCAACUCCAUACAGGCUCAGGAAGCAGCCCUAGGUUGCAUUUGUCUAUUGAAGGAGUAUCUGGAUGACAACAUAAUGAAAACUAUGGUGCUUCCCCGUGCAAAGUCCCUCUACAAUAAGUCAGACAACAUCAAGAUGCGGAUCAAUGCGUUGACAUGUAUUGACACGGUGUUGGACAGCCUGGACAAGAUGAUUAUCCUGGACGAUGUGCUGCCUUUCCUCAUGGACAUCACCCUUGGACAGGAAGCCAAGAUUGUGAUGGCCAUUGUCGGUAUCUACAAACAUCUGUUGAGUGACAAGAAGUUUGGUCUGACUCACAAUCUGAUAGCGACGCGGGUGAUGCCCCCGCUUAUUCCCCAGACUGUCAACCCCGGACUCUCCAUGGAACAGUUCAGUGCCUUAAUGGAGGUGUUACGGGACAUGCUGGAACAUAUUGACCGGAAGAGGAGGGACAAGAUGAAGCAGGAGACGGCUUCCGUUCCCAUACCACAGAGGGGCCUUAUAAACAUGGCUGAGAGCCAGGGGAAGGACAGCAUGCGUAACUUUCUCUCCAUAGAUGAAGCCAUGCACCUGCAGAAGAGUAGAACUGUGGUUACAAAGGUGUUAAACAUUCACUCAGAGUAUUCAUUUUCCUCCCUGCCUGUGUUGGAGGUCACCAAGACUAGCAACUCUGUAGAUCCCCAGCCUGUCAGAAUCAGGAAAGUUCCGGCCACGCCAGAGUCACAGCCGCGAAAUGUGAAGAAUACCAUCAAGGUGAAAACAAUCUCCCAGAACCCGUCAGGGGGUUCUCUGGAUGAGCAGUGUUUGAGCCCUCCGCAGCCAUCUGAUUUGCCCCGCCGGCACAGCCUCGCCCCUCCCCAGUCAUCCACCACCCCACCAAUCAUCCUCACAAACGAGGAUGGUACGGAGAAAAAACGAAGGCCAAGUGCUCAGAGUCUUGGACCAUUUUCCUUCUCAGUAAGUUUGUUUGGAGACUCCCGGCGUAGCUCUCUGUUUUCCAAUGACACCCGGCGUUCAUCUGACCGUCUGCGCCGCCCAAGCACGCACAGCGUUGGCAUUCUGCCAAUAGCCUCCUUCGGAGAGAGCGCUGAGAAGCCCCGCAAGCCCAGUACCCAUAGUUUAGGCAUCUUACCCCUGGGCUGGGGGGAGGACUAUGAUGGAGGGCGUCGACCCAGUGCCGCAAGCCUUGGCCCAUACUGGAUGAAUGAACCAGACAGUCGCCGUGGGAGUCGGGGCAGUAUAUUUGGGUCCCUUGGCAUCACAGAAAACCAGCAGCCCCGCCGUGCAAGCUUCCAGGCACUCGGGGAAAGUGUGAUGCAGUUAUUCUCCAACAAAUAGCAUCUGUGAACCUGAGACCCAGUCACCACACUAGAUAGACAGACAGGACUUGUGUACUUCUACACCAAAUACAUUGUAGAAUAUGGUCAUGGUAACAGUGUCUUCGAAAAAAGAAAAGGGAAAUAGUUUGAAAAGCCAUAGAGAAGGGAUCAGAUGUCACCAGUGCAAACAUUUUAAUGCCUUUUACAUGGUGGCGUAUGAACAUGGUCAUACAAUUUCAAAAUAUGUGAAUGACUAUUGAAAAUACAGUACUGGUUGCGCCUGAUUUGUUUAAAGUAACUUUGAUAUUUGAUUUUUGAUGGGUAAUUAUUUGUAUUUGGAAGUGUAGGACAACUGUAAAUAUUACUGGAGUACCAUUUGGAAUGUUUUUAUAGCUGUACUGUACUUCUGAAAAUAUUGUCAAUCAUUUCCAAGUAAAACAAGCAGUGCAGCAGCAAGCUGGAAAUGUUAGAUAACCAUUUAACCAUUUAUGUGCAAUAUCUCGUUUAACCUUUUUCAUCCUGCUCCAUGUAUUGAUUUUGUCAUGGUGUCAAGAAUACAUAACAUUAUUUAUUAUUAUAUGUGGUGUUGCAAUAUAUCAUACUGUUACUGUAUUAAGGCAGUUUUGUUUGAACAGAGGAAACUGUCCAUUGUAACUGUUAUGUGCUAGCUCAUUCCAUGUUAAUUUGUUGGUUAGUAUAAAUGAUCAAAGAGUAUUUGUAAUAAUCAUGUUUUUAAGUACAUGUAUAUGUUAGGUGAUAACUUCAUUUCAAACAAAACAAAAACAUAGAGCUUGUUUUUCCUACUUAUAACUGUUGGUUAAAUGUAGUUAAAGAAAUACAAAAUAUAUUGGAAAUAGUUCAGUGUUACAACUCACCCUUAAAUGAAAGUUUCAAGGUAGCUCUCAUUUAUUCUUAUUUGCAAAAUGUUUACUGUUUAUUUCCUGUUAGUCCAUUUUUCUAUGCAUUUAAAUGAAACAUAUUCACACAACAUUGAUUUCAGAUUCAAUCUGUAUGAACUGAUGUAGAGAAAUAAAAGGUCAUGAAACCUUAAUAGCCUUGGUGAAACCAUCAAAGCCCAAAACCUUGGGCUUGUACAGAAACUCUUACCUUGACCAUAACUCACAAACCUUUUACAUAUUCACUUGAAACUUGGUACACACAUCAGAUGGGACAAUACGUACAUGUACAGAAAAGCCAAUAACUUCAAUUAUUGUUGAGUUACGCCCCUUGUUGGACUGGGAAAUAAACAACAGAUGGCCGUUGGUGUUGGCUAAGGGGCGCUCUUGUUUAUUUGAAGAUGUAACGAAGUUUGAGGGGGUAUAUAGGAGUGAGCUUGUCGGUCGGUCAGUCGGUCGGUCGGUCUGUCGGUCGGUCUGUCGGUUUUCAUGGUUUCCGGACGAUAACUCAUGAAAGGCUAGACAGAUUUGAACAAUUUUUGGUACACAGGUGUAACAUCAGAAGAUACAGGUCAAGUUCGAUAUUGGAGCUGGUGGGGUCAA